Paramecium tetraurelia is the source of this 474-nucleotide messenger RNA. RefSeq lists its product as uncharacterized. NCBI's taxonomy places the organism in Eukaryota, Ciliophora, Oligohymenophorea, Peniculida, Parameciidae. The transcript has a single exon. The record is from RefSeq and is a predicted model, not a curated record.
AUGUCUUCCCUUAGCUUUGUCUCAUACGAAGAACUAAUAGGAAUUUUUCAAUUUCAAAACACUCAUAUUUAGUUUCAGAAGGAGUAUACUAAAGAAUGGUAAGAGUCUGAGAUAGUAAAAUUUAAAAGAUUCAUGAGAAGAAAUAAAAAAAUUAAGAAAGACAAAGUAUUCUUCUAAUAUCAAUCCUAAUUCAUUCAAACUAAAAGUUAUCAGCAAUGUAGAAAAUUUUUAAGAGAUUAUAUACGAAAGGUUUUAGAUAAACAUAGAUAUGAAGUACUUAAAAAUCAUGAAAUAUUAUAUUGUUUUGGACCUUUACAUCCUAAUUUUGAAGUUGUGGAGACUGAAAAUAGAAUCAAAAUGAGAAGAAUAAAAGAAUAAUCCAUAGAUUAGAAUAAUAAAGAUGAAGAUAAAGCAUCCAUAACAACUUCAUAAUGACUUUAAUAUUCUUAUAUAAUAUAUUCCCAUAUGGCUUUA